GACAGCAUCAGCAGCUCGGGAGCUCAGAGAGCAGGGAAAUGGAGAUGGAUUGAGGAGUUGAGGAACAAACACACACCCCACUCACUGCUCAGCGACGGAAACCCAAGCCCAAGCGCAGCCAUGCAGGAGUCUCCAGGAUCUAUAGGUGUGGAUGGAGGCUACGCCAGCAAUGUGCCUGCUUUCCUCACCAAGCUGUGGACCCUGGUGGAGGACCCAGAGACCAACCAUCUCAUCUGCUGGAGCACCACUGGGACCAGCUUUCAUGUAUUUGACCAAGGCAGGUUUGCCAAGGAAGUUCUGCCCAAAUACUUCAAGCACAACAACAUGGCCAGCUUUGUACGCCAACUGAACAUGUAUGGCUUCAGGAAGGUGGUGAACAUUGAGCAGAGCGGGCUAGUGAAGCCAGAGAGAGACGAUACAGAAUUCCAGCACCUCUACUUCCUCCAAGGUCACGAGCAUCUGCUGGAACACAUUAAACGCAAGGUGUCCAUAGUGAAGAGUGAGGAGACAAAGGUCCGGCAGGAGGACUUGAGUAAACUUCUGUAUGAAGUGCAGGUGCUGCGCAGCCAACAAGAGAACAUGGAAUGCCAGAUGCAAGAUAUGAAACAGCAGAAUGAGGUGCUGUGGAGGGAGGUGGUAUCACUGAGGCAGAACCACACGCAGCAGCAGAAAGUGAUGAACAAGCUGAUUCAGUUCCUGUUCAGCCAGAUGCAGCCCAGCACCCCCAGCACUGUUGGAAUGAAGAGAAAACUGCCCCUUAUGUUGGAUGAUGGCUCCACCACUCCUCCUGCUUCCAAAUUCAGUCACAGUCAUUCCAUGGAACCAAUGCAGGAGCCCUUCUAUAUCCAGUCGCCAUCCACAGAGGCUGCCUCUUGUUCCACUAGCAGCACAAUGACAGGAGGACCAAUAAUCUCAGAUGUCACUGAGAUGUCACAGCCCACUGCUUUGGCUAUGCAAAUGCAGGCAGAUGAGUCGAGGGAGAAGUGUCUGAUGCUGAUUAAGGAGGAGCCGGUGAGUCCAGGUGUGCGUGGGCGAGGUGAGGGCAUGCCACUCGGCUCCUGUGAGGUGUGUGCUGAACCUCCCGUCCUCCCUGUUGCCAUGGUACAGUCCGUCCUGGAGGGUCGAGGAUCAGGCUCUGGCGAGAGAAGGGCCAAGAGGAGCAUGAUGGACAGACCAGAGAUGUCUGAUGCUGUGGAAAAUGUGGACAUGAGUCUGGAGGAACUACAGCUCCUUCUGAGGAGCCACCAGCAGGGUAUGGAGCCCAGCACUGCUGCUAUGGAUCCAUUCACUUUUAGCUUGCCUGUGAACGAGUGGAACUUCACGGAGAUGGAUCCGAAUCUCAAAACGGAGUUGGCUAACAUCCUCAUCCCUGCUGCUAUGUCCCAGUACAUGUUUCAAGGCCAGGAGGGAGAGGCCUACCCCACUGCUGGCUGUGAGGAACAGUGAGGGCCUGAUACUGCAGCCGGCACAGGCUAC
Molecule: messenger RNA, 1476 nt
Organism: Colossoma macropomum (tambaqui)
Lineage: Eukaryota; Metazoa; Chordata; Actinopteri; Characiformes; Serrasalmidae
Gene: hsf4
Product: heat shock transcription factor 4
Exons: 12
Coding region: 121-1446 (441 amino acids)
Biological process (GO): regulation of DNA-templated transcription
Molecular function (GO): DNA-binding transcription factor activity; sequence-specific DNA binding
Source: RefSeq, a predicted model, not a curated record